Molecule: messenger RNA, 3045 nt
Organism: Trichoplax adhaerens
Lineage: Eukaryota; Metazoa; Placozoa; Uniplacotomia; Trichoplacea; Trichoplacidae
Exons: 6
Coding region: 1-3045 (1014 amino acids)
Molecular function (GO): calcium ion binding
Source: RefSeq, a predicted model, not a curated record
AUGCCAUGCCAAAACGAUGGAGAAUGUGUCAAUCAAAUUAACAAAUAUUCCUGUAACUGCAUCGCUGGAUUUACUGGAACUGACUGUCAAACUAAUAUUAAUGAAUGCAUAAGCAGUCCAUGUCAAAAUGGUGGAACAUGCCAAGAUUUAAUCAAUGGCUAUAAUUGUACUUGCGUACCUGGUUAUGCAGGAAAUGAAUGUCAAACUAAUAUCAACGAAUGCGAAAGUGGCCCAUGUUUAAAUGAUGGCAUAUGCAACGAUCUAAUCGAUCAAUAUGACUGUUCAUGCUUACCUGGCUAUACUGGAUACGAUUGUGAAACAGAAAUUGAUGAAUGCAAUAGUAAUCCUUGCCAAAAUCAAGCUACUUGUCACAAUCUCGUCAAUCGAUAUAACUGCACUUGCUUGCCAGGAUUUUUGGGAACAAACUGCCAAAUUGACUAUAAUGAAUGCAAUUCACUGCCUUGCCUGAACGGUGGUCAGUGUCAUGAUCAUGUUAAUAAAUAUAAUUGUUCAUGCUUACCUGGUUAUACUGGAUAUCAAUGUGAAACAGAUAUCAACGAAUGUAAUAGUUUACCAUGCUUGAAUAAUGGCGUAUGCAAAGAUAUGGUUAACAUGUAUAACUGUUCAUGUCAGUCUGGUUAUAAAGGCGUUCAUUGUGAAAUGAAUGUUGAUGAAUGUGCAUCAAAUCCAUGCCAAUAUAACGGAACUUGUAUUGAUUUAAUUAACCGUUAUAACUGCACAUGUACAGCUGGCUAUACAGAUACCAAUUGUGAAACCAAUAUCAAUGAAUGUACCAGUAAUCCAUGUUUCCAAGGAUCGUGUAAUGAUUUAGUCAAUGGUUACAAUUGUAGCUGUUCAGCCGGUUAUACUGGUACCCACUGUAAUAGCAAUAUUAAUGAGUGUUUAUCAUCUCCAUGUAAAAAUGGUGGGCAGUGCAUCGAUGGUAUAAAUAGUUAUUCAUGUAAUUGCACAUCAACUGGUUUCAAUGGAACUCAUUGUGAAACAAAUAUUGACGAAUGUUCUUCAUCUCCAUGCAUCAAUGGAGGCUCAUGUAUAGACCAGAUCGCUUCCUAUAGCUGUAACUGUGCAUCCGGUUACAACGGCACGACAUGCCAAAUAAACGUUAAUGAAUGCUUAUCAAAUCCAUGCCAGAAUGGCGGAACUUGUCAAGAUGGAAUAAACGAUGCUAUCAACAGUUAUAGCUGUUCAUGUGCCAGCGGCUAUACGGAUGUAAACUGUGAAACUAACAUCAAUGAAUGUGCUAGUGGCCCAUGCAAUCAUAAUGGCACCUGCCAAGAUGAAGUUAAUUCAUAUCAAUGCUAUUGCAUUGCUGGUUAUAACGGUACCAAUUGCGAAAAUAAUAUCAAUGAUUGCGCUGCAACACCAUGCAGUCAUGGCGGUACUUGUACAGACCAAAUCAAUGAUUUCAGUUGCAAUUGCAUUGCUGGUUACACCGGUAAAACUUGCCAGUCUGAUAUCGCAGAAUGCUCUAGUGAUCCAUGCCAACAUGGUAGUACCUGCAAUGAACAGAUUAAUAGCUAUUCUUGUAGUUGUGCUAAUGGAUAUACUGGUACGCAUUGUGAACAAGAUAUUAACGAAUGUAGCAGCAACCCAUGCCUUAAUAAUGGGAAGCCAUGCUUACAUGACGGAAAUUGUACUGACUUACGCAAUGGCUAUCAAUGUACUUGUUCUGCUGGUUAUACUGGUACAUCAUGCCAGAUCGAUAUUAAUGAAUGCAGUAGUAACCCUUGCACUAAUGGUGGUGCAUGUACUAACAAUAUUAAUAGCUAUUCAUGUAGCUGUCAAAAUGGAUUUACAGGAAAUCAAUGCCAAACAAAUAUCAACGAAUGUAGCAGCAAUCCUUGCGCUACUGGUGCAUGCAACGAUGGCAUUAAUGAAUAUAACUGUACUUGUCCUGCUGGCUAUCAAGGUAGCCGAUGUGAAGUUAAUAUUAAUGAAUGUACAUCUUCUCCUUGUCAACACGGUGGAACAUGCAAUGACCAAGUGAACGGUUAUACCUGCCAAUGUAAUGGCUACACUGGAACUCACUGUGAAACAGAAAUCAAUGAAUGCAGUAGCUCACCUUGUACUAGUGGAGGAGUUUGUGUAGACAGAAUCGGAUCUUAUUCCUUUAGCAAUUACUCCUGCAGUUGCAAUCCUGGUUAUACCGGCAAAAGCUGUGAAACUAACAUUGAUGAAUGCCAAAGUGGUCCAUGUCAAAACGGCGGAUCAUGUCUUAAUAAUGUUAACCAAUAUCAAUGUGUAUGUGCUAGAGGAUUUACUGGUUCCAGCUGUGGAGUUAACAUCGAUGAAUGCCAAAGUAAUCAGUGCGCAUCCGGAAGUACUUGUGUAGAUAAAGUUGAUGGAUAUAGUUGCAGUUGCCUACCUGGUUAUACUGGUACAUUUUGUACGGUAGACAUAAAUGAUUGUGAGCCGAAUUCUUGUGCUAAUAAUGGUCAAUGUGUUGAUCAAGUAAAUGGAUACAAGUGUAAUUGCGGGUCUGGUUAUACGGGCACUAAUUGUACAGUUAAUAUUGAUGAGUGUCAAAGCCAGCCGUGCCAAAAUAACGGGCAAUGUAAUGAUCUAAUUGCGGGAUAUUCCUGCCAGUGUUCAUUCGGAUAUACAGGAACAAAUUGCGAAGUGAACAUUAAUGAAUGUGCUUCUACACCAUGUUUGCACCAAGGAAUAUGUUUGGAUCUGAUCAACAGUUAUUCUUGCAAUUGCAAUAAUACAGGCUAUACUGGCACAAUCUGCGAAACUAAUAUCGAUGAUUGCGCCGGUUCUCUUUGCAAAAAUGGCGCUACCUGCAUUGAUCAAGUCAAUGGCUACACUUGUAAUUGCGGCUUAGGUUAUACUGGUCAAUUAUGUGAUUCUCGAAUCGAUUACUGUAAGGUUUAUGACACUUCUGGAAGUCUCAUAUCCGAAAAUAUUUGUUCACCAAAUGGAGGCUGUAAUGGUCUUAUUGGCGGAUAUGUAUGCAACUGCUCUGCUGGCUAUACUGGUCCGCUAUGUAAGCAACGUAAGUUAUCAAAGUAUAUAGAAUAA